AUGGAGGUGUCUUCUGAGCUUUGCAGCAAGGGGUGUCCCCCCUGGCAGAUAAUCCUGCUCACAGCCUCCCUUUUAACCUGCUGGCUUUUGCCCACCACUGCUGGAAUCACCAUCAAAUCCUUACCACCCAAAGUGGUUGAAGGAGAAAAUGUUCUUCUACGUGUUGACAAUCUGCCAGAGAAUCUUCUAAUGUUUGCCUGGUACAGAGGGGUGAGAAAUUUGACACAUGCAAUUGCAUACUAUUCACUGCACCAUAGCGCAAGUGUGAAGGGGCUGACCCACAGAGGUAGAGAGACAUUGUACAGCAAUGGGUCCCUGUGGAUCCCAAAUGUCACCCAGAAGGACAUAGGAUUCUACACUUUUCAAACCAUAAGUAGACAUGGAGAAAUUGUAUCAAAUACAUCAAUGUUCCUUCUCGUGUACUCCUCUCUUUACAUCUGUGGGCGUCCUUAUCAACCUCCACAGCUCACUAUUGAAUCCGUGCCACCCAGUGUUGCUGAAGGGGGAAGUGUUCUUCUCCUUGUUCACAAUCUUCCAAAGGAUCGUCAAUCGCUUUUCUGGUACAAAGGGGUGGUUGUGUUUAACAAGGUUGAGAUUGCCCAACAUAGAACAUCCAAGAAUUCAUUUGAGCCAGGCCCUGCCCACAGUGGUAGAGAAAUUGUGUACAGAAAUGGAUCCCUGCUGCUCCAGAAUGUCACCUGGAAAGACACUGGAUUCUACACUCUACGAACUCUGAAUAGAUAUGAGAAUGUGGAAUUAGCACAUGUGCACCUUCAGGUGAACACCUCCCUUUCCUCAUGCUGUGACCCUCUCCCCUCUGCCCAACUCACGAUUGAUCCUGUGCCAUCGUAUGCUGCUGAAGGGGAAAGUGUUCUUCUUCAUGUCCAUAAUGUGCCAGAAGAUCUGCAAAUCUUUUCCUGGUACAAAGGAGUGUAUAGCACCCAGGACUUUAAAAUUGCAGAAUAUAGCAUAGCGACGAAGUCCAUCAUCAGGGGCCGAGCACACAGUGGAAGAGAGACAGGGUACACCAAUGGAUCCCUGCUGCUCCAGAAUGUCACUGUGGAAGACACGGGCUUCUACACACUAGCAGUGAUAGACAGCAACUUCAAAAUAGAAACAGCACACGUGCAAGUCAGCGUGAACAAGCUUGCAACACAGCCUGUCCUGAGAGUCACGGACAGCACAGUCAGAGUCCAGAGCUCAGUGGUGUUCACUUGCUUCUCAGACAACACUGGGAUCUCCAUUCGUUGGCUCUUCAAUAAUAAGAGUCUGCAGCUCACAGAGAGGAUGAUGCUGUCCCCAUCAAAGUGCCAACUCAGGAUACAUAGUGUCAGGAAGAAGGAUGUAGGAAAUUACCAAUGUGAGGCCUUCAACCCAAUCAGCUCAAAGACCAGUCUUCCUAUAAGCCUUGUUGUGGUGAAUAAAUGA
Arvicanthis niloticus (Nile rat) is the source of this 1428-nucleotide messenger RNA. RefSeq names its product pregnancy-specific glycoprotein 22-like. Gene Ontology annotation, molecular function: protein tyrosine kinase binding. The record is from RefSeq and is a predicted model, not a curated record. Gene Ontology annotation, cellular component: cell surface; plasma membrane. Gene Ontology annotation, biological process: signal transduction; regulation of immune system process. NCBI's taxonomy places the organism in Eukaryota, Metazoa, Chordata, Mammalia, Rodentia, Muridae.